Aureococcus anophagefferens is the source of this 867-nucleotide messenger RNA. RefSeq lists its product as hypothetical. NCBI's taxonomy places the organism in Eukaryota, Pelagophyceae, Pelagomonadales, Pelagomonadaceae. The record is from RefSeq and is a predicted model, not a curated record. The transcript has 3 exons. The annotation marks the transcript as partial.
GUCUACGACGUCGCGUCGGAGCGGACGAACUACGUCAUGGCCGCGGAGCGCUUCACGGUGCUCAUCGACCACAGCGUGCUCGCGACGUCGAUCAGGCACCUCCAGGGCACGAGCUCGGCGCUGUCGGGGCGGCUCUACGUGAAGAAGAGCCACGCGCUCUGCGAGGAGUACGGCGGGUCCGUGACGAUGCGCGGCCUCGUCGAGACGAAGACGGCGCCGUGCUACAUCCGGCCGAACACGACGUCGCGGGGCCUCGACUUCUUCAGCCUCGACGUGCUGCUCCGCGCCGACGACGUCUCGCUCGACGACGUCAGCUACGACGGCAAGACGUACCGCGAGACGGGCGCGUCGCUCAUCUUCGAGAUCACGUACCAGAACUUCCGGGGCUGGCCGGGCGUCGGCGAGAUCUUCUACUCCUACACGCCCAUGGUCGUCCGGGGCAGCUCCUACAAGUACUACGACGCGAUCUACGCCGAGUACCGCGAGCGGCGCCACCUCCUGAACCAGCACGGCAUCUACGUCGAGGCGGUCCAGGGCGGCGAGCUGCGCGGGCGAGGGUUUAGUUUCAACAACCUCCUCAUCCAGCUCACGACGUCGCUGACGCUCUUCGCGACGGCGACGGUGCUGACGGACUUCCUGGCCAUUUACGUGCUCCCGGACCGGAACCACUACAACGACUACAAGUACGAGGUCACGCCCGACUUCUCCGACAUGCGCCACGAGCUCGAGGAGCGCGAGCGCGGCCUCCUCGCGGGCCAGAUCCAGGCGUCGGACCUGUACCGGCCGCCCGACGACCCGGACGCGGCGCCCGACCCCGCGCGGCGCAGCGCGGACGGCGCCAUCACGGACUGGCACGACGAGGCGUAA